This is a messenger RNA of Xyrichtys novacula (pearly razorfish), 1096 nucleotides long. The record is from the annotation of a GenBank genome assembly. NCBI's taxonomy places the organism in Eukaryota, Metazoa, Chordata, Actinopteri, Labriformes, Labridae.
CUUCAAUGUUUGUGUGAACUUAAAAUAUACUUAAUUUAACAAAGUGUAAAAAAAAACUGACUCCAUUGUGAACUGCUAGCUCGAGGUUCUGCAGGAAAUAAGUCCCAGGGUUUAUAAAAUAGUGAAGUCUGCUUUGCAGCAGAGCAAACUUGGCUUUGAUUUCUUUUUUCCUAGAUGAAAAAAUGCACGGUAUUCGGGCUGAGCUGCUCCUCUCUGGAUUCACAAAAGUGAGUGAAGAAGAGGAGAUUUAGAGGGAUGAUGUGUACGAUCUAGCCGUAAUCUUUGAGACAAGAAUGAACAUGAAAAUACUACUCAAAAUCUGCCUUCAUAUCAUACUGUUGCUUUGGUUUGAGCAGGUGCUACACGGUAAGAUCUUUGAGCAAUAUGGAAAUUUUGCAUUUUAACGUAUUGACACUGCAUGACCUGUUGAAUCUGCUGUUUCCGUGAAUGCAAGUUGAUACAUCUUAACGCAGUGAUUUAUUUCCUUCGUGUAACUUUAAACUUCGUACUUUUCUAUUUCAGACGUGUCUGCAGGCACAAAUCCAACCUCAGCCUCUGAUGCAAACCUGAUGUUUGAGGUACUUUUCUUGUUUUGGAUAAAAAAAUUUGCUUUUAGUUAAGCUGCAUAACUUUGUUUCUCUUGCAGAGAAAGCCAUGAAAGCCAUAUUUCUUUUGCUGUUCCGUACGCAGAUUUUGUUAGGUGGGGUAGAGCUUGACCAGGACAACAACAUAAUUCUUCUUGAUAAGGAGCUGGCUUCAAUGAGGCCUGGGCGGGCUUUCUUGUCUCAGAUCAAUGAUAACAUCCCCAGGAGUGUGAGCGCCAUGAUGCAGAUGGUGACCACAUUUGAAGGUCCGAGGGAGCGGCCACUGACCCAGGAUCAGUUUGAGAAGCUUGUCCUGAGCAUGGUGUACUCUGCCCAUCGUACCUGGCAUCAGGAUGAAGGAGAGGAGCAGGAAAACUGGGGUGGCGUGCUCCUCCAGCUGGCUAAUAUCACGGUUCAUGAAUUACGAGGAGGCUACCUUUUCAGUUAUGACUGACACACAUGCUGGCAUCCUGUAUUAGGAAAAGGAGUAUGCAAUAAAUCAUUUCCAUAAA